GAAAAAAAAAUAUGGAAGGAAAAGUUGUUAUUAGAACAACAAUAUUGAUGAUUAUGGCAAACUUAAUUUUCGCGGUGAAUAAUAAUCCCGUAAACUCGAUAAAGGAGGCGUCGUAUAGCGAAUGCUACGUGAAAUGUACUACAAUCGAACAUCACUGUUAUACUGAUCCACCUAAUUAUAGAUGUAUAGUUAAUUGCCAACAGGCUUGUAUUGCUUCUGAACCAAAUUCGAAAAAUCAGAGGCUUUCAUCUUUGACGUCGUUUUGCCUUGUUGGAUGUUCGGUCACUAAAUGUUCCAAAAUCACAGAGAGCGAUCAAUUGAAGAGUUGCAUGGCAGAUUGCUCCGACAUCUAUUGCAAGAUUUGAUGGCCUCACACUCCUAUUGAUUAUAAUGGUUAAUGUUAUAAAUAAUAUCAUUAGAGUAUAUUAUAUUAUAAUAAUUCUUGUAAUAUAAGGAUUCUAUUAUGAUUCGGUUAGCUAGAUUAGUUAGCAUUUAGUUACCUAGUCAAACUCUAUUACCUUGCAAUAUUUCUUUAUAUAUAUUCCAUGUAAUCAAC
Molecule: messenger RNA, 556 nt
Organism: Erythranthe guttata (spotted monkey flower)
Lineage: Eukaryota; Viridiplantae; Streptophyta; Magnoliopsida; Lamiales; Phrymaceae
Source: RefSeq, a predicted model, not a curated record